ACAGGGAAUGUUAUUCAGACUGCAGCGAAAUCAAUUUUGCAGCAUUUGGCGCCAUGCAAGAAGAGAAUAACGCAGCAGGGCCGUUGCUUCAGAAGUUCAAAGGCGUUGUGCCUCAACAAAACGGAAACUGGGGUGCCCAGAUAUAUGCAAACCACCAGAGAAUCUGGUUGGGGACUUUCAAAUCGGAAAGAGAGGCUGCAAUGGCUUAUGACAGCGCCAGCAUAAAACUCAGAAACGGAGACAGCCACAGAAACUUUCCAUGGAACGAUCAAACGGUGCAAGAGCCUCAGUUUCAAAGCCAUUACAGCACAGAAACAAUGCUGAGCAUGAUUAGAGAUGGCACCUACCCUUCACGCUUUGCCACAUUUCUCAGCACUCGUCAACAAGGUGGUGUUCUCAAGCACGUAACUUUGAAGGAUGACGGCAAGGAGCAGCUUUGCUGCACCCAGCUUUUUCAGAAGGAGUUGACACCGAGUGAUGUGGGGAAGCUCAACAGGCUUGUCAUCCCGAAAAAGCAUGCAGUCACAUAUUUUCCUAACGUGUGUGACGGCGGCGCAGAAUCGCAUGAAGAAAAUGUGAGUGCUGACGUUGAGGUUGCGUUUUACGACAGGCUCAUGAGACAGUGGAAAUUUCGAUACUGUUAUUGGAAGAGCAGCCAAAGCUACGUGUUCACGAGAGGGUGGAAUCGGUUUGUGAAGGACAAAAAACUGAAGGCUAAGGAUACCAUUGCGUUUUUCAUGUGUGAACCUGUGGAUUGCAGAAAAGGAGGAGAGGGAGAAGCUUUUGGAUUGAUCGAUGUAAUCUAUAGUUCAGAUGAAGACACCAAAGAUGAACACACUGUAAAGGAUUUGAAUGCAGAAAAGGGUUUGAAACUCUUUGGAGUUUUGAUCAAAUAG
Messenger RNA from Vigna umbellata (rice bean), 896 nucleotides. Its product is annotated as AP2/ERF and B3 domain-containing transcription factor At1g51120-like. Gene Ontology annotation, molecular function: DNA binding; DNA-binding transcription factor activity. The record is from RefSeq and is a predicted model, not a curated record. Gene Ontology annotation, biological process: regulation of DNA-templated transcription. NCBI's taxonomy places the organism in Eukaryota, Viridiplantae, Streptophyta, Magnoliopsida, Fabales, Fabaceae.